AUGAACAUUAACCUCUGUAGUCAUACAGAUGGUGGCCUUCCAGGAGUUGACAGCUCUCUUCUCCAAAUCAAGGCUCUUCUGGAGGACUUGGCAAAGCCCCCGUGUACUGAAUGUCCAAUCACUGAAAAGAAAAGAAAAUCCUCAUUCAACCUAAAACCUUACUUGAGUUACACUGCCAAACAAAAACUUGCUUUGGCAAUCAAUACGGAGAGUCGAGAAUCCAGAUUUGGUUUCAGAAUUGAUGAACACUACUCCCUCAUCAAAGCAUUUACGAAGAACCCUUCUGGGACUGAUUCCAGAGAGCAACUUGCAAAAGAAAUUGAGGUUCCAGAACCAAGAAUCUAAAUUUGGUUUCAAAACAGAAGACUGUCGGCACCAGCCAAUGGGCAAGGCAGCAGCCUGAAUGAACCAGAAGACGCUUCAUCUUCCAAAAAGAAAGACAACUACUUCAGAAACCAGGGACUACAGAACUUUGCCAUUUUUAUUGUGAAACCAGAAGGACUUCUCCCAGAUCAUCUUACACUCCACGAUGCUAACAGCUGUGUUACCACAGUAGAGGCAGUUCAUAAUCUUGGAGCAAAAAUCAGGAAAGAAGUCAGGUUUGGAGAUGCUGACUUGGUGGUUGUGGCAGCCAUGGGAAUGAAUGUAUCAGACAAACUUCCUACUGCCGGGAAAGUGACGGGUGCCCAGCACAGGUCAACCGUUUGGCCUGUUCUGUAUGCACAGCGGAGAGGGUAUGAGCAGGGCAGGAAGAACAGUUCUCGCGGCCGCCAACUCCACCCGGACAAGAAAGGACCUUUAAGGAGGUUCAAAUGCUGGGCGCGAGAUUUUUGCAGAGGCCGGGCUUCUCCAUGCGCCGUACGUAGCCGCCGUAGGGUCUACGUCACGUGCACGACGUGA
This is a messenger RNA of Condylura cristata (star-nosed mole), 900 nucleotides long. It is a transcript of the gene DUXA, whose product is annotated as double homeobox A. Lineage: Eukaryota; Metazoa; Chordata; Mammalia; Eulipotyphla; Talpidae. The record is from RefSeq and is a predicted model, not a curated record. Gene Ontology annotation, molecular function: DNA binding.